Emys orbicularis (European pond turtle) is the source of this 1805-nucleotide messenger RNA. RefSeq names its product fatty-acid amide hydrolase 1-like. The coding region runs from base 78 to 1805 and encodes 575 amino acids. The record is from RefSeq and is a predicted model, not a curated record. Gene Ontology annotation, biological process: fatty acid catabolic process. The transcript has 15 exons. Lineage: Eukaryota; Metazoa; Chordata; Testudines; Emydidae. Gene Ontology annotation, molecular function: amidase activity; fatty acid amide hydrolase activity.
GACGUGGCGGAGCGGCGCCCGCCCAGCUGCGCCUGGAGAUCCGGAGCGCUGCUGGAGCCGCUCGCCCGCCCGCCGCGAUGGGAGCCGGCGCCUCGGCGAUCUCCGCCCUGCUCUGCGGCGCGGCCGCGGCCGCCCUGCUGCUGAGCUGGCGCGGGAGGAGCGGGCUCCGCCGGGAGCUGGCCGAGGCUGGCCGGCGGCGGCAGCUGGCGCUGGGGCGGAUGGAAAAGGCCGCCGCGCGGUUUCGGGAGCAGAAUCCUGAUGUAGAUGCGGACUCCAUCCUCUCACUCUCCUUGGUGGAGCUCUCCGAGAAACUCCGGGACGGUUCUCUUUCUCCAGACUGGGUCUUCUAUACCUACAUGGACAAGGCCCUGCAAGCGACCAAGGAAAUCAACUGUGUGACUGAUUACCUCCAGGAGUCUGAAUCCCAGCUUCGACAAGUGAAAAGGCAGGAGAAGAAGGACUUGCUGUAUGGGGUCCCAGUCAGUAUAAAGGACUCCAUUAACUGUAAGGGCCACGAUUCCACCCUGGGGCUUGCGAAGCGUCUCAAUCAGCCUGCUGCUGAGGACUCUGUGGUGGUGCAAGUGUUAAAAAGACAGGGGGCGCUUCCAUUUGUGAAGACCAACGUUCCCCAGUCCCUAUUAAGCUACGACUGCAGUAAUUUAAUCUUUGGCCAGACAGUGAACCCUCUGGACCACACCAAAACGCCUGGCGGCUCCUCCGGAGGAGAAGGGGCACUGAUUAGCAGCGGCGGAUCCAUCCUGGGCAUUGGGACGGACGUAGGAGGAAGCCUCCGUAUUCCAGCUGCCUUCUGUGGGAUUUGUUCGCUCAAAGCCACUGGGGGCAGACUGAGCAAGAAAGGAAUGGUCUCCAGUAUUCCUGGGCAGAAAUCAGCUGUAGUAGGGGUAGGGCCAAUGGCGAGGGACGUGGACAGCCUGGCUCUGUGCAUGAGAGCGCUCCUGUGUGACGACAUGUUCCGCCUGGACCCCACCGUGCUGCCGGUGCCCUUCAACGAGGAGGUGUUCUCCAGCUCACGGCCCCUCCGCGUAGGAUAUUAUGACACUGAUUCUUUUACGAUGCCAGGUCCUUCCAUGAGACGGGCGGUUCUGGAGACCAAGCAGCUUCUGGAGAACGCAGGCCAUACGCUGGUGCCGUUCAAACCCUGUCGUAUUGAAUACUUUAUGUUUGAUAUUUCGGUAAGAGGAUUGUUUGCAGACGGGUGCGCCACCUUUUUGGACCGCUUCAAAGGGGAGCCAGAAGAUCCCAACAUUAAACAAUUACUUCUGUUGUGUAAAGCACCAGGCUGGCUAAGAAGACUCUUGUCCUGGAUUGUCAAACCAAUAGUGCCUAGAUUAGCAAACGUCCUGAGAAACAUGAACGAGAGGUCGGUGAAAGAACUCUGGAAACUUCAUUGUGAGAUUGAGGAGUAUUGCCGAGAAUUCAUCGCCGAAUGGAGGAAGCUGGACCUGGAUGUGAUGCUGUGUCCGGUUGUGGGCCCUGCGUUUCAGAUUGGAUUUCCUGGGAAGCUCUCAGUGGCAGCGAGUUACACUAUUUUGUAUAACUACUUGGACUUCCCCGCCGGGGUUGUGCCUGUCACCACGGUGACGAAGGAGGAUGAGGAAGAGCUGAAGACCUACAGAGGACACUAUAACGAUUGGUGGGACAAGGUCUUUGUAAAGGCUAUCCGGGGAGGCAUGGGGCUGCCCGUGGCGGUGCAGUGCGUGGCUCUGCCGUGGCAGGAGGAGCUGUGCCUGCGGUUCAUGAAGGAGGUGGAGACGCUGACCCAGAGGAAGAAAAGAAACCUUUGA